This is a messenger RNA of Drosophila grimshawi, 526 nucleotides long. RefSeq names its product ninjurin-B. Gene Ontology annotation, cellular component: membrane. The record is from RefSeq and is a predicted model, not a curated record. Gene Ontology annotation, biological process: tissue regeneration; cell adhesion. NCBI's taxonomy places the organism in Eukaryota, Metazoa, Arthropoda, Insecta, Diptera, Drosophilidae. Bases 1 to 525 code for a protein of 174 amino acids. The transcript is spliced from 3 exons.
AUGGGCCGCACCAGCGAGGUGGUUAUCGAUGUCGAGGAUGCGCUCAGCUCCGAGGGCAGCUUUGCCAGCACCGUCGGAGGACAAUGCUGUGCUGGUGCCGGUGACAAGUUGGCGGAGGAUGAUGAACAGGUAGCGAAGGCAAAGGAAGUUGCUGCCACAGAACGAGAGAGUCUCAAGAAAAGUCCCAGUGAAUUAUCAGCGGGAAAUAACUAUGCGACCAGUAAAAAUGUAGCUGAAGGACUCAUGGACAUUGCUCUGCUCUCGGCAAAUGCCAAUCAGCUGCGUUUUCUGAUCACCUACAAUCAUGAGGCAUCCACAUUCUACUGCAGUCUGGUUCUGGUCAUACUCUCGCUGGUCCUCCAGGUACUCGUGGGCAUUGUGCUGACCUUCAAGCGACGCUUAAAACACUGCCAGAGUCGUUGGUAUAUAAGAACUAAUGAGAUACUUGUUAUGGGUGUAUUCCUUAUCACUGUGAUCAAUGUGCUGCUGGCUGCAUUUACCACGACCGACGGACAUUCGAAUUAGA